Ectocarpus sp. CCAP 1310/34 is the source of this 5121-nucleotide messenger RNA. NCBI's taxonomy places the organism in Eukaryota, Phaeophyceae, Ectocarpales, Ectocarpaceae. The record is from the annotation of a GenBank genome assembly.
ACACAGCUCCGUUCAUUAUCGUCCUUCAGCCGUGCACAACCACAAAGCCCACCGGCGUCGUCCUAAAGCAAUCCGGCGCCUGUUCGGGUGCCGCACGGAUCCUCGGUUUUUGUGUUUCGUGUACAAAGUAGUAGACAGAUCUUUUCAAGGGUGGGGCGGGGCAACCCAAGAAACUGAAUCUGAAGGGAGCGAGACAGAGAGAGAGAGAGAGAGAAAGAGAGAGAGAGAGGAGUAUAAGCUACAUCGAACGGGGCAAGGCGUGAAAACAUCCGGAGGGGGGAGGGGACGACUAUCGGUGACUAAGAGACGAAGACGGAGCUAGAGCUUUACGGCAUAGGGCGAUAUACCAUACGCACAACAUGUCGUUUCUCAAGGAGCUGACGGACAAGGGCGCGACCAUCGCCUGGAGCAACGUGGCCGCGCACCCGAGCCUCAUCGCGCUAGGCACCAAGGAUAGCGGCGGCGGGUCGGGCUUCGAGGACUACGGGGGGGAGCUGGAGCUGCACAAGCUCGACUUCUCCCAGGAGACGGACGCCGCGGGCGGCGGGGGCGGCGGUGCCGGCGCGGGGACGUUGCUCGGGAAGGUCAAGACAACCGCCCGCUUUGCCACCCUGGCGUGGUCGGAGAUGGCCACGAAGCAGGCGGACUAUCCCUACGGCCUGAUCGCCGGAGGCAUGGGAGACGGCACGGUCAACGUCUGGGACCCCGCCAAACUCGUGGCGAGCCACCCACAGCCGCAGGUGGCAUCCGUAGCGCGGCACUCCGGGCCCGUGACGGGCCUCGACUUCAACCCGCACAAGUCGUCGUCCCACCUCUUGGCCUCUGGCGGCGCGGACAGCGAGGUGUUCGUCAUGGGCCUCGAUCGCCCGGACGCUCCGACCGUCUUCGUACCGGGGCCCAAGCCCAACACGUCGAGGCACACGGCAGAGGUCACCAAGGUCUCAUGGAACUCGCAGGUGUGCCACAUCAUGGCGACCGCCGCCCAGAACGGGUCGUGCAUCGUUUGGGACCUCAAGCAGAAGAAGCCGUGGUGCGAGCUGAGGGACCCCAACCGGGCUCCGAUCACGGACGUUGCUUGGAACCCGGACCAAGGCCAGCAUCUCGUCACCGCCUCCGGGGACGACAAUAACCCGGUGCUCAAGCUGUGGGAUCUCCGGUCCUCGACAACCCUGCCGCUGGCCACCCUCUCGGGACACUCGGAGGGCGUCCUCUCCGUGGCGUGGUGCCCGUACGACGCGAGCCUGCUCAUGUCUUGUGCUAAGGACAACCGCACCCUCCUGUGGGACCUGUUCAGCCUCAAGCCUGUCUACGAACUCCCUCCCGGCGGGGGCGCGGAACUGCCGCAAGAAAACGCUCAGAUGUUCGGCGGGUACGGCAAGACGGCCCAGCGGCGGUACCAGGUGUCGUGGUCCCCCCACAUCCCCGCCGUGGUGAGCACGUGCUCCUUCGACCGCAAGGUCCAGCUGUUCAGCAUGAACGGCGCCAGCACCUCGAACGGCCGGGCUCCAAAGUGGCACCGCCGCCCCGCCGGAGCCUCGUUCGCGUUCGGCGGCCGCCUCGUCUCCUUCUCCGCGACCGGCGGGGACGCGGCGGCGGGGAACGCCGCCGUCGGCCAGCAGGGUGCCACCGCCGGCGGCGGCGGAAGCAAAACUGUGAAGAUAUCGUCGGUGAAAGAGGACGCCGCGUUCGUGGCCGCGUCGAGGCGGUUCGAGGAGGCCAUGGCGACCCAGGGGUUCCGCGGUUUCUGCCAGGAGAAGGAGGCCUCGGCCGCCACCGCGCACGAGCGUCGGGUGUGGCAGUUCAUGCAGGUCAUCUUCGAGAAGAACGCCCGGAACCAGCUCCUGGCGCACCUCGGCUUCGACGGGGAGACGGUGGCGAAGCAAGCCGCUGAGUUCGUGGCUGCGUCCGGCGGCCGCCAGGACAACGGUGGCUCGCUGCUGCCGCCACCGCCGCGUGCCACUUCUCCCAACGCCGGAGGCGGCAGCAUCCUGGACGAUGAGUCGGAGGGGGCGGGGGGUGACGGCAUCCCCGCAGAGUCGGAGCUGGCGGACGCGAUGGCCGGGGUGGACUUGGACGAAACGAAGUUCAGCAAGCCCGGCGGCGGCGGUUCGUUCUCCGGAGCACCACCUGGCGUUGUUGGAGGCGGCGCCGGGGCGGCGGGGAUGUCGAAUGGCCAGCCCCUGUCCAAGGAGGCGGAGGCGGUGAUCAAGAGGUCUCUGCUCGUGGGUAACUUCGAGGCGGCCGUGCAGUGCUGUAUGUCCACGGGGAACAUGGCAGACGCCAUGCUGUUGGCCAGCUGCGGGGGCGCGGAUCUAUGGGCCAAGACCCAAGCUCAGUACUUCGCGCGGGAGUCGCAUCAGCGACCCUUCCUCAAGGUGGUGAACGCCAUCAUAAAGUCCGAGCUGGGGGUCCUCGUGGACGCGAGCGAUCUCGGGCAGUGGCAGGAGACCCUGGCCAUCCUGUCCACGUACGCCAAGCAGGAGGAGUUCCCUACUCUGUGCGAGGCCUUGGCGUCGCGACUGGAGACGGAGGCCGGGGACCGCAAGUCGGCUAACCUCUGCUACAUGUGCGCUGUGAAGGUGCCCAAGACGGUGGAGAUGUGGGCGGAUGAGCUCAAGUCGGCCAACGCAGCCAUCAACGGGGGCACGGACACGAAGGCGCUCCAGGAGUUCGUGGAGAAGGUUUCGGUCUUUACCCAGGAACCGAACGACCCUCCCGGAGAGGAGGUAUCGGCCAUCUUCGCUGAGUACGCGGGCAUCCUGGCCAGUGAGGGUGAGACGGAGACGGCCUUCAAGUACAUCAAGGGGCAGGGCCAGAACGGCGCCGUUCUUCAGGACAGGCUUUACCACUCGGCGUCCCACGCGGCCGGUACCCCCGCCCCGCCUUUCCCCUUCGAGCGAGCGCGCGUCGGGGUUUCCCCCCAGAGCGUUGUCGGCGGCGGCAGCGGAGCGGGGAUGGGAAGAGGCGGGGCUAACGGCGCCGCGGCCGGUGGCGGUGGUGCCGGCUCUGCCCACAUUCGGUCUGACCUGCGAGGAAGCACGGUGGCGGGCGGGGGCGGUGACGCUCUCCCUCCGGGCUGGACGCAGAUGAUGGACCCCUCGCGGAAUAUCCCGUACUACUGCAACACGGCCACCGGCGAGACCCAGUGGGAGCGCCCCGCCCCGCCCCCGGCUGCCACCACCCGUGCCGUCCCUUCCCCGCACGCGCCGCGGAUGCCCCAGGCUACUUCUUCCCCGUACAAUCGCGCCAACCCCGCUGCCGCCGGCGCCGGCGCCGCGGCCUCCUUUCCCACUUCCCCUGUGAAGCCGGGGUACACCGGCCCGAUAUCGGCCUUAACCGCGGGGGGAGCGUCGUUCGGGCGCCACCAACCGCAGCAACAACCGCAGCAGCACCAGCAACGGCAGUACAGUAACCCCGUGGCGAGCGGCGGCGUCGCAGCCCCGUACGCUGGGCCCGGCGGGGCGACGGUGAUGAACGCGGGGCCCGGCGGAGGAGGAGGAGGAGGAGGAGGAGGAGGAGGAGGAGGAGCCUACCCCCCCGCCGCCGCGGGCGGGCUCGCGGGAGGGAUGUCGGCUUCUUCCUCUCCGUACCAGCAGGGUGGGUUCGUCGGAGGAGGGACCCCGGGCGGGGCGGGGGGUUACCCUGGAGGAGCGGGGUUCCCGGGUGACGCCGGCGGUAGCAACAGAAUGCGGCCGGGCGGUGGAGCGGGGGUAGGCCCCGGAGGGGCGCCUGGAGGCGCCGUGCACUCGCCGAUGAGGGGGAUGAGAGAAGGGGGCGGAGCCGGCGGGAUGAUGCCUUCUUCGUCUCCAUCCGCGCCGGGGGCGGCGGCGGCGGCGCCGACGUCGACCGCGUCGGCGGCUUCGUCCGUAGCGGCGGCAGCGGCGGCUGCGCCGCCGCCGUCCGACGCCGAGAGCCAGGCGGUGGUGUCGGCCCUGAACGACAUGCUGGGCGCCCUGAGCGAGGCCCCACUCAGCCCACCGGAGAAGAAGAUGCUUGGGGAUGUGACGAAGGCGGUGGGUAUUUUGUUCGGUAAGAUGGGACGCGGCCAGCUGGAGCAGGAGACGCUCGCGAAGGUUGGACACCUCGUGGAGAGUCUCCAGGCGCGCGACAUCAAGAGGGCCGGCGCGGUUCAGCAGGGGCUGGCGAACUCGGCGUGGGCGAGCCACAAGGACUGGCUCAAGGGGCUCAAGUACCUCACCACUCUGGUGUCAAGGAGGCUUGUUUGAUGCCCUGCCCUCUGUUUCUUGGUACACAAAGUUAUCCUCCCAUCUUUUUGGAGACAAAAGUAGCAGUACCGGUAGGAUGAUGGGUUGGAAAAAGAAUGGUCCAGUAACGAUGCGGUAGCGCAGCGCACCUCUUCGCCAUGUGUUUGGUAUCGUCUUCGUUGAUGAGGAACGCAGAGGGACAGGAAAUGGGAGGAAAAGAAAGUUGGGUCGCAACAGCAGUGAAGUGCUCCGUUCACCAGUUUGCUCGCUCACGGCGGGCGCCCCUUAAGGGUAUGGUUGGGUAUUUUCCUCCGCUUGAUACUUGAUCAUUUUUUCAGAUCUAUCUUUGCUGUGUCGCGGUGAUGCCUGUGGCAAACUGCUGUGCUCCGUGCCCACGUUGUCAAGAAUGUUUGGUUCGACGAGGGCACGUAAAACAAACUCUUUGCUUUUUGCUUUCGGCGAAACAGGUGUCGGGGGACGCGGGCGGAUGUCGUGUUUUUAUAUAGGUUUCGUUUUUUUUUUUUUUUGCUGUUUUUGUCGGUGGUGCUGGCGCGAUCGCUAUUCAGUUAGCUCUCUAGUAUCUUCUGCUCGCUCUCGGGCGUGAGAUUGAGGACACGUUGUGAAACCGUUCGCCUUUUUUUUUGCGGUGUUUCCUUUGGAAGUUGGGGAGGAUGACAUCCCCUCCACAACGUGGGUCAGCAAAGGGGACGCUUCCGCACGACGUAGCUUUUACAUUGUCCAGCUGCAAAGCAUGGAACGGCUGCAGUUGGCAGCGUCAGCGUCGGUGUGAGAGCUGCUGAGUUCCUCCCAACUACAGCAGUAGCACGCCGAGCGCGAGGGAGGGUCCCUGUUGCAUGGAGGAUGGGCACACUCGCUCAAACCUUUUGGAGCCGGCACGCUGCCUGCCGCCAUCUGU